Messenger RNA from Pecten maximus, 844 nucleotides. Its product is annotated as haloacid dehalogenase-like hydrolase domain-containing protein 3. NCBI's taxonomy places the organism in Eukaryota, Metazoa, Mollusca, Bivalvia, Pectinida, Pectinidae. Bases 109 to 825 code for a protein of 238 amino acids. The record is from RefSeq and is a predicted model, not a curated record. The transcript is spliced from 2 exons.
CCGGCAGACAAGCACCGACUUGACAACCGAAGGUGAAAAGUGACCCGUCUGCUUUUAGAACUGUUUGCAUGCAAUUUAAAUAACCACAUAUAGAAAAAUAUCCACCCUAUGGCGAAUGCUGUGAAGAUGAUAACAUUUGAUGUGACCAACACCAUCCUAAAGAUCCUUGGAGGAGUUGGUCAUCAGUAUGCCCAGGUUUCUAAACUGUAUGGUGUGGAAAUGGAUCCCAUCAAAAUAAACCAAGCUUUCAAGACACACUGGGUGAGACAAAAUCAACAACAUCCAAAUUUCGGAGCAGAGGAGAAUAUGGCUUCCCACCAUUGGUGGCACGAUCUUGUGAAGAAAACAUUUGUUGAUGCUGGUUAUGAAGGAAAUGACAGCACAAUUUCAACAAUUUUCACACAUCUAUAUGUACAUUUUGGAACGUCCAAUGGAUGGGAGAUUGUCCCAGGAGCCAAUGAAGCAUUACAGAAUCUGAACAACUGUAACAUCAAACUGGGAGUCAUUUCCAAUUUUGAUGAGCGUUUAGAGACAAUUCUGACCAAAACGGCUUUAAGACAUCACUUUGAUUUUGUGAUCACUUCAAAACAAUUAAAAAUUGCAAAACCAGAUGCAAGAAUCUUCCAGGAAGCUCUUAGACUUGGAGAGUGUUCAGCCUGUCACUCACUCCAUGUCGGUGAUAACUACCACCAUGACUACUGUGGAGCAAGGGAUGCAGGCUUGACAGGCGUUCUGUUUAGCAAAGACAUGGAUAACUUGCCAAAGGACAUUGAUAAAGAUUACAUUGUGUCAAAUUUGGAUGAAUUGUCACGAUACCUGAAGUAAAUAAAUGAUAUGAUAAUGA